This is a messenger RNA of Chenopodium quinoa (quinoa), 1527 nucleotides long. RefSeq lists its product as uncharacterized. The record is from RefSeq and is a predicted model, not a curated record. Lineage: Eukaryota; Viridiplantae; Streptophyta; Magnoliopsida; Caryophyllales; Amaranthaceae. The transcript is spliced from 4 exons. The coding region runs from base 698 to 1312 and encodes 204 amino acids.
AUAUUUGUUCAUUUAUUAAGGGUGAGAAAAACAACGAUUUUGUUUCUUGUAUAAAAAUAAGCCGUGAGUAGAAAAAAUUCAUGAGCCAAAUUUUAUACUCCAUAUUUUCAUAGGGUCUUCGAAAAGGUUGGGAUGGCCCUGAUCCUUUCAAAGUGAUCACGGUAGAGAAUUUGCUAAUGAUCCUUUCAAACUAUUAAUGAUAUUAGAUGAUCAUAUAGUGUAGAAAUAUUUAUCACUUCCAUUUAGUAUUAUAGUUUGAUUUAGUGAAUGAUUUCAAUCGUCUUUUGAUCAAAUCAAAUGAAAAAUUAAAAUAAUGUAAUUUUCCUUUUUCUUUCUUUCUUUCUUUAUUUUUUAUUUUUUAUAUGGGUUAGUUAUUUGACCGUGUACACUUAUUUUACCUGGUUUGUAUUAAUUUGAUUACUGGGCUUCAAGCCCAAAUUCCUUUCAAUGGGCCAAAUGAUAUACAUCCAUUUUUUAAAAAAGAAAAUAAAACUGAUGACACGUGAAAUGGUAUGAAAGAAACACGUGUUAAAUAGCCAUCAAAAGAGUUAAAACCUGUCAACCGCCUAAACCUUGCUCACAAAACCCUCAACACAAAAUAGCUGACUAAACAAACACUCAAACUCAACACAAAAUCUGAAAUAGUAUUUCAUCAUUAACCAAAUUACGGAGUACAAAAUCAAACAAUUGAUUAGAAAUGGAAGGAAGGAAAGAUUUGGGAGUGCAAACUAAAAGGCUUUUGAAGCGUAUUACCAAUAAGAACAAGAUUAAGAAGAAAAACAGUAUCAGUAGUAUUAAUUUUAGCAAUAUUAUUCCAGAUUUUGCUAAUUAUCUUAAAUCUGAUUCUUAUUUUUACUCCCACUUCAUCUCUUCUUCUCACCCGUCUCAUAAUUCAGCUCCAUUUGAUGUUGUUCUCUCUUUUAGAGAUACAGCCCAUACUGGUGAACAUAUUUUGUCAAAUAAAGGGCAAAUGAAGGAGAGGCUAGUGGAAUACCUUAAAUCUGAUACGUAUCUGUACACUCCUUUGGAAGGUACUCGACAUUGUGGUAAUAUUGCGGAGAAAUCUGUCAUUUCUUCCCCAAGAGGACAGGAAUUGCAAUUUACAAGAGUAACUAGUACAGUCUUGUCGGAGAAGAUUGCUUGGCAGACAAAAGAAAUAGCUGAAAAUUCUGUGGUUGAAAAGCAUGGGGAUCAUGGCUCAAAUGGUAUUCCUCAAGAUGCAAGUAUCUUAUUCCCUAAAACUCCAGGACUCCAGGAAGUAAAGAAGCAAGCAGCUCGCAGGAGCAGUCGAUUAUCAACAAUCUCAGGUUAAAGUACUGGAAUAGUAACGUAAACAAGUCUUUAAUGAAUACAUUGCCGUAAGCAGCUAGGGCAUAGAAACUUAGACUGAUUUCAUUUUGUAUAUGUGCUUAAUACUUAUACUGUAUCAUCUACAAGUAAGAUGUCGAAUGUUCUCUCGAUGAAGUCUAGAAUCAUCAAAAAGAAAUUGCUUAUCGUCGAAAAGUAAUAUAUAGCUCUUUUUAACUU